This is a messenger RNA of Panicum hallii, 1334 nucleotides long. RefSeq names its product ribosomal RNA small subunit methyltransferase G. Gene Ontology annotation, biological process: rRNA processing. The record is from RefSeq and is a predicted model, not a curated record. Gene Ontology annotation, molecular function: rRNA (guanine-N7-)-methyltransferase activity. Bases 119 to 976 code for a protein of 285 amino acids. Lineage: Eukaryota; Viridiplantae; Streptophyta; Magnoliopsida; Poales; Poaceae. The transcript has 8 exons. Gene Ontology annotation, cellular component: cytosol; cytoplasm.
GAUACGUCUCCCAGGAAUACGUUUUCCCAGCUAAAACACGUAAACCACGGCACAAACCCCAUCCGAAGCCCGCACCUGAGGCGCGCGAAUCCGCCGCCGCCGCGCGCGCGAGAGAGAAAUGUCGCUCUGCUGCUGCAGCACCGCCGCCGGCCGAGGCUUCCUCCUCCCUGGCAUCCUACUCCGCCGGCGCUGCCUGCCCCGACACCCCCUCCUCAACCUCCGCUCCACCAGGACCGUCGCCUCCGCCGCCGCUGCCGCCACCAGCAUCUCCUCCCUCUCGCCGCCGCAGCAGCGCCAGGUCGCCGUCUACGUGGAAGCUCUCCUCGACUGGAACCAGAGGAUGAACCUCACCGCCGUCACCGACGAGGCCGAGGUCAUGACGCGCCACGUGGCGGACUCCCUCGCCGUGCUGCCCCCGCUGGAGCGUGCGUACCGCGCCCGUUCCACCACCGGCGGCGGCGACACCGACGGCGUCAGACUUAUCGACGUAGGUUCAGGGGCCGGGCUGCCGGGCCUUAUCCUCGCCGUUGCGAGGCCAAGCUGGAGAUUUACACUACUGGAGUCGAUGAAGAAGCGAUGCACGUUCUUGGAGCAUGCCGUUGAGGCCAUGGGGUUGUCAAAUGUUGAUGUGGUGUGUGACCGGGCGGAGAAUGUUGGCCAAAGUCUUGAUUACAGAGAAGCAUAUGAUAUAGCAGCUGCAAGAGCCGUCGCAGAACUAAAAGUUCUGGCGGAAUACUGCCUUCCAUUGGUUCGUGUUGGUGGUUUGUUCAUAGCCGCAAAAGGGCAUGAUCCCCAUGAAGAAAUAAAAAAUGCUAAAAGUGCUGUGCAGAAAUUGGGUGCUUCAAUGCUCGAAUUGUGUAGUGUUGAAUCAAUGGGACCUCAUGGUCAGCGGACAGCUGUUAUAUACUUUAAAGAACGAGCUACUCCAAGAAAAUACCCGCGUCUUCCUGGUACUCCUUCCAAAAUGCCAUUAUGAGACGGGUGUUAUUGUUUUGUUCAAAAAAAAAAGAAGCGUGUUAUUGUUGGUGCAGACUGUAGACCAUCUGAAAAUCACAGCUGAUCUAUUUCAGAGGUCAUCAACUGGAAGAUGUCUUUGUUAGAAGCAUGACAGUGUAAUUGUGCUACCUUGGAAUCAUAUCCUCCGUCUGCGGUUUUGGAUAAGUGACUUACCUUGUCCUACUCUUCGUAUAUUUAAACGGAGGGAGUAGUUUCUAACAGGAUUCAGCAACUGAGCUCGAUUAACUGAGUCUGAAAAGUUCAUUGGUUUUCAUUAAAAUGUCAGAACUGGAGAUUUUCAAGUAGCGCAAUAUAUCGAGGUGCCAAUUGCAUCAAAA